CUACCAGCAAAAGCAAAAUGGCUGACCGCAUGUUACAAAAGACGUCAGUCUAUUUCGCAAACUGACAAAUACCCAAUCCAAAUGAUUUUUCCUUAGUUUUAGUUAGUUAAUUAUUUAUUUAUUGUUGUGUUGUGUGUUAUUAAAGUGAUAAAAAAUGUCGGGCGAACGAGAGAUUCCGGCAGAAGACAGUAUUAAAGUGGUGUGCAGGUUUAGGCCUUUGAAUGAUUCAGAAGAAAAAGCAGGCUCAAAAUUUAUUGUCAAAUUUCCGUCAGGACCUGAGGAAAACUGUAUAUCAAUUGCGGGUAAAGUUUAUUUAUUUGACAAAGUAUUUAAGCCAAAUGCAACCCAAGAAAAAGUUUACAAUGAGGCAGCUAAGAGUAUUGUAUCAGACGUUCUUGCUGGAUACAAUGGUACAAUUUUCGCGUAUGGUCAGACGUCGUCAGGUAAAACACACACAAUGGAAGGUGUCAUAGGUGAUCCUGCUAAACAAGGUAUAAUUCCACGAAUUGUGAAUGAUAUAUUCAACCACAUCUAUGCCAUGGAAGAAAACUUAGAGUUCCAUAUAAAAGUUUCCUAUUUUGAAAUUUACAUGGACAAAAUCAGAGAUUUGUUAGAUGUUUCAAAGGUGAACCUGAGCGUCCACGAAGACAAAAAUAGAGUUCCUUAUGUGAAAGGGGCUACAGAGAGGUUUGUAUCCAGCCCCGAAGAAGUUUUCGAAGCCAUAGAAGAAGGAAAAUCAAAUCGACACAUCGCUGUUACAAAUAUGAAUGAACAUUCUUCUAGAUCACAUUCUGUUUUUUUAAUAAAUGUUAAACAGGAAAAUUUGGAAAACCAAAAGAAAUUGUCGGGAAAGCUGUAUCUUGUUGAUUUGGCCGGUUCGGAAAAAGUAUCCAAAACAGGAGCUGAGGGUACUGUCCUUGACGAGGCGAAAAACAUAAACAAGUCCCUGUCAGCGUUAGGAAAUGUGAUUAGUGCCCUUGCCGAUGGAAACAAAACCCAUAUUCCUUACAGAGACUCCAAACUAACUCGUAUCCUUCAGGAAUCGUUGGGUGGAAAUGCUAGGACGACAAUAGUUAUUUGUUGUUCUCCUGCUAGUUUUAAUGAAGCUGAAACUAAAUCCACCCUCGAAUUUGGCAAAAGAGCAAAGACAGUAAAGAACGUCGUCUGUGUAAACGAAGAGUUGACAGCAGAAGAAUGGAAGAGAAGAUACGAAAAGGAAAAGGAAAAGGUGGCACGACUCAAGGGAAAGUUGGAAAAAUUAGAAACCGAACUUGCCCGGUGGCGUGCUGGAGAACAAGUCAAAAUCGAAGAACAGGUUAAUCUUAAUGAAGAAGCAAGCACUCCAGUCAAUACUCUGGAAGAAAGUACUACCACUAUUAAAGAUCUCGGUCCUGUACCUGCCACUCCUGCCCUGAUGAUUGCCUCGACAAUGAGUAGCGAAGAAAGACAAAAAUUAGAACAAGAAAGAGAAAAGCUGUACCAGCAGUUGGACGAAAAAGACGAAGAAAUCAAUCAGCACAGUCAGAUUAUCGAGAAGUUGAAGGAACAAAUGUUAGAACAGGACGAACUGAUUGCUGCCACACGAAAAGACUACGAGGCUUUACAGGCCGAGAUGAAUCGUAUUCAGCAAGAGAAUGAAAAUGCCAAGGAAGAAGUUAAGGAAGUUCUUCAAGCUCUUGAAGAACUUGCCGUUAACUAUGACCAAAAGUCUCAGGAAGUUGAUGCCAAAAACAAAGAAAUGGAAUCUCUCUCGGAAGAACUAAUGCAAAAGCAAGCAUCUCUAAAUUCUACCUCAUCUGAACUUCAGCAGCUCAAAGACAUGAGUACGCACCAAAAGAAACGCAUAACCGAAAUGCUCGCCAAUUUACUGAAGGAACUUGGCGAGAUUGGUACCACCAUAGGUGGAGAAGGACCCGAACUUAAAGUUUCCAACGAUGCCUCCAAACUGGAAGAAGAAUUCACUGUAGCCAGACUGUACAUUUCGAGAAUGAAGACCGAAGUUACCAAUCUUAUCACACGCCUUCACGAAAUCGAAGGAUCACAACAGGAUAGUAACAGGAAGGUGACCGAAUAUGAAAAAGAAUUGAGCGAAUGUCGACUCCUUAUUUCUCAACAUGAGGCUAGAAUGAAGAGCCUGCAAGAGUCAAUGAGAGAAGCGGAGAACAAAAAGAGAAGCCUCGAAGAGAGCAUAGACGCCUUAAGAGAAGAAUGCGCCAAGUUAAAGGCAGCUGAACAGGUUCAAAGUGUCAGCGAAAGUGAGAAGAAAGAAGCUGCUCAGUUAAGGGCUGCUUUGGAACAGCAAAUGGACCAACUUAGGGAUGCCCACCAGAAACAAGUAGCUGCACUUCGUGAUGAAAUUGCAGAGAAGCAGUCGCUUAUCAAUGACAUCAAAGAUUCAAACCAGAAGUUGCUUCUUGCUCAGCAGCAGUUGCAGUCCGACUAUGACAAAUUGAAGGCCGAAGAGUCCGAGAAGUCGAACAAGCUACAGGAAUUAAUUGCUACCAACGAGCGUCGUGAACAGGCGCGCAAGGAUCUCAAAGGACUCGAAGACACUGUUGCCAAAGAACUUCAAACGCUUCACAACCUGAGGAAACUUUUCGUCCAAGAUCUACAGGCUCGUAUUAAGAAAGCUAUGACAUCAGAUGAUAAUGAAGAGGACGGUGGUUCGUUGGCCCAAAAACAAAAGAUUUCGUUCCUCGAAAACAAUUUGGAUCAAUUGACAAAAGUGCACAAGCAAUUGGUUCGUGAUAACGCUGACCUGCGGUGCGAACUUCCCAAAUUGGAGAAACGUCUUCGAGCCACCAUGGAGCGUGUGAAAGCUUUAGAGUCCGCCCUGAAAGAGGCCAAAGAGGGAGCCAUGCGCGAUCGCAAGAGGUAUCAAUAUGAAGUUGAUCGAAUCAAGGAAGCUGUUAGACAAAAGAAUUUGGCCAGACGAGGUCCCAUUCCACAAAUAGCGAAGCCUAUUCGUGCCGGUCAGCAACAUCAUCCUUCUAUCACAACCGGUGGACGAGCCAUCAACGCUGCUCAGAGCAUUCCGAAAUCCUUAGAUGAUCAAAAGCGAGCACUUGUUGUUGGAGCAAAGGAGUAAAACCGACAACCGGUGUCUUAAGAUCGAAGGUGCAUUAUUUAGGUGUAAUGGAAAGAAAAAAGUUAAAUAUAAUAAAACCAAAUAUGUUGCUUACACAUCUGUUCAUGGAAGGUUGCUGUUUGAAAUUUUCGGUUUUGGUAGCAAACUAUUUUAUUUUCGUGGUGAGAAUUUCGUGCAGCAACUGCGAUAGUGCUUAUUUACUGCUUUUAAUCUCUUCUCUAUUAGAAUAUAAGAUGCACUUGGCAUUGUUUUAUGAACAAUUAAGCAAACAAGGUAAUUUUUAAAAAGGAGUGUAUAUUAUAACUGUCUACAAUAAUUGUUAUUAUUGUAGUUAUUCACACACUAUUAAUUUAAUUUAUGAAAAUAAUAUUAAUUUUUGU
Molecule: messenger RNA, 3468 nt
Organism: Agrilus planipennis (emerald ash borer)
Lineage: Eukaryota; Metazoa; Arthropoda; Insecta; Coleoptera; Buprestidae
Gene: Khc
Product: kinesin heavy chain
Exons: 15
Coding region: 155-3088 (977 amino acids)
Biological process (GO): mitotic spindle organization; microtubule-based movement
Molecular function (GO): microtubule binding; ATP binding; microtubule motor activity
Source: RefSeq, a predicted model, not a curated record